GUUUUGUUCUCUUUUUGUGCUUCCUGUUUCAAUGUCAAUCAGUUUUGCGGCAAAACACGGACAUAGUUUGUGAUCAAGGAUGAACUGGUCAGGACUGGAGGACCUUCUUAGCGGGGUCAAUAAAUAUUCUACAGUGUUUGGUCGAGUUUGGCUGUCUGUGGUGUUUGUGUUUCGUGUUCUGGUGUUUGUGGUGGCAGCUCAACGCGUUUGGGGCGACGAGAGCAAAGACUUCAUUUGCAACACCAGGCAGCCCGGCUGCACCAACGUCUGCUACGACAGCACGUUCCCCAUCUCUCACAUCCGUCUGUGGGCCUUACAGCUCAUCUUUGUCACAUGUCCGUCGCUGUUGGUCGUAGCCCACGUCAAAUACAGAGAGGAAAAAGACAAGAAGUACACGGCCGUCCACGAGGGCACCCAUUUAUACGCCAACCCUGGGAAAAAGCGUGGGGGUCUUUGGUGGACCUACCUGUUAAGCUUGAUCUUUAAAGCCACAGCUGAUGCGGCCUUUCUCUAUAUUCUUCAUCACGUGUAUAAAGGAUAUGACCUCCCUCGCCUCACAAAGUGUUCGCUGGAUCCUUGUCCGAAUACAGUGGAUUGUUUCAUCUCCCGUCCCACAGAGAAGAAAAUCUUCACUCUCUUCAUGGUGACCUCCUCUGCUCUCUGCAUCUUCAUGUGUAUCUGCGAAAUGGUUUAUCUCAUUGGAAAGCGUAUAUUAAAAUACUUCAUGAUGCAACAAGCAGCACCGCAACCAUCUAAAAGACCAGACCCGACUCUUUCCAGCAGCCAAAACUUGAGUUCACAAAAAUUAAAAGACACCUCAAUGGACAAAACGGCUCUUUAAUGACAGCAGUGUGUCGCCAGACCUUUAUAACCUCAGUGAGUUCGGGAUAUGGGAUAAAAAGCUCUCUUUCUGCAUCAUCCAAAAUAGCAAAUACAAAAAAGCAAACAAAUGCAAAUAAAUAAAUAAAAAUAAAUUAGUUACCUAAACAUGAUGCUU
This is a messenger RNA of Sinocyclocheilus anshuiensis, 997 nucleotides long. RefSeq names its product gap junction beta-4 protein-like. Lineage: Eukaryota; Metazoa; Chordata; Actinopteri; Cypriniformes; Cyprinidae. Gene Ontology annotation, biological process: cell-cell signaling. The transcript has 2 exons. The record is from RefSeq and is a predicted model, not a curated record. Bases 80 to 841 code for a protein of 253 amino acids. Gene Ontology annotation, molecular function: gap junction channel activity. Gene Ontology annotation, cellular component: connexin complex.